Monascus purpureus is the source of this 3996-nucleotide messenger RNA. The record is from the annotation of a GenBank genome assembly. NCBI's taxonomy places the organism in Eukaryota, Fungi, Ascomycota, Eurotiomycetes, Eurotiales, Aspergillaceae.
AUGCCAGGAGGUAGGCCCCGAAUCUACGAAACUGAGGAGGAUAGGAUCAGAGCACGUAAUGAACGUCGGCGUAAUCGCCGUCAGGGACAUCCUUCUGCUUCCAGUGCAGAAGCUCCAUUUCACAAUAUAUUUGUCACCCAUGAGCACGCGGGUGGUACUCAGGCUCCAGACGGCAAUGCUGAUAUCUUCACUGAUCUCGCCAACACUCUGAACAAUCUUUCUGUGGAGGAGUAUCCUUGUGAAGAAGAGGCACCACAGCUUAGUACACUGGAUUUUGUUGCCGUGGAUGAAGAUGAGGAGGAAAAUGAAAUCAACAGGCGCAGGUCUUCAUUGGACAGCGAUGGGAAAGACCUUGCCAUGGGGGAUGACUCUCCACCCCCUUCAGGGUUGCCAUCCCCACAACCAAUGGACCUAGUCAUUGAUGAUGCCACCCAACUGCUAGCGGAACGCCUUGCAGAGCAACUCCUUGGACACCACGGCUGUCUGGAGCAUGUCACACAUCCUCCAUCCAAUGCCAACACCAUUUCUCUCUCCGAGCUGAUCGGCACGGAUCUCCCAGAUGUUCUGUCCCACCCCAAGAUUCGACCGCAUCCAGCCGACUGGGAGAACCGUCUCCCGGUAGUGGCACGACGCCAGCUCUUUACCGGCAUCCGCCAACGGCGCGCUGGAAGCCCCCCUCCGUUGACAACCUCUGACGGCUCCUCUCCCAUGGAGAGUCCUCCACCCGCGAUGGAGGAUCUGCCUCCUCCCCGGAUUGAUCUUGAAUCUGAUACGGUCCCAGCCCGGCAAUUGCCCCUCGCCAUCACCUUUGAUGUUGACAGUGCCGGUGGCUUUGCCACGAGUCUGAGCGUGGCCCGACAAGGGCUGGACUGGCUUGUUAUCCGACCGCCUGUCAGCAACCUGGCCAGCUCGCUGCAUCUCCCACCUGUUCCGGUUGGGUUCUACGACCCCAAUGGGGAACGAUGGCGAUCCGCUCGAGCUCCGAUUCAUCACGUCCCUCAUCUCCCCUUGGGGCGGCUCCAUGGCUUUGAGGCUGUUGAGACCCGGGCCACGGCCGCCUCGGUGGAGCUCACCACGCAGGGGAGGGACGGGCCCCGGAUGCAACUGCUGCAUCACUUCAUCCAGCCGCAGUACUUGGCCCAGCUUUGGGACCGGAUUGGCUUUUAUAUCAAGCAGCGUGGCCAUACUGAAUUUGAGGGGUGCCGCAUCUUCAUCACUGCCAAGAACCUGAAGACCAAGUCUCAGGACCCUGACUGGCAACAGGCACAGGAGAAGUUCUUCUCCACCUGGGAUCAGGUGGUCAAUCGGUCCUUCCUAGUCGAGGACUUCUACGAUGUGGGCAAAGAGGUCACCCCUCCUGAUCGUAGCUUUUCCUUCCGGCAGGCGUCUGAGGUGGCGCGGCAGCCCCUGACGCUGACCUGGCGUCGAUGCUGCUUGGAGAGCUUCCGUUGCUGGCUACAUGAUGUGGCCCGCGAGCUGGGAGAGGGGCAUGAGACCGCAUCUGCUACGGAGGAAGAUGGACCAGGCAAUCCCACUCCAACCACCCGACAACUGCGACCACGACGCCAGCCGCCACCAACUGUCCUGGUAGAGAUUCCGGCCCAGCCUGACGUGGAGAUGGAGGUGGAUGACCAUGGCUCGGAUCCCAGUGUGGCUUCACCACACUCCUCCUCCUCUUCUUCGUCUUCUUCGUCUUCCCCCACGGUUGCGGCGCCACCUUGUUGGCAGGAGGAAUACUACCCGCUGUCCCUCACCCAGGACCUGGGUAGUCUCACGAUUCAACCACACCUGGGCCGACGUUCCGCCCUUCGCCGGCAUGGCUUGCUCUAUAUCCAGCUUUAUAACACGUCCAAGGGGAUCUUUGCUGCUGGCAAUACCUACCCCUUUGCCAACCAUGCCCUGGACACACUGGCGCUGGAUCCGGGCCUGGUUCGAGCAUGGCAGCACAUCGGGCAGGCUCUGAGUCACUCACCACAGGCGAUCCUCCGCGCAUACCUUCAUGCCAAGGUCCGGUGUCAUACGGCACUGACGUCGUGCCGCAACCAUUCCUAUGGGACGCGUGAGGAAUAUCGUGUCAGUGGUCCUCUGCUGCAUUCCAUCCACCAGGUGAUGAGCCGGCGAGCCCAUCCGCGGGCCAUCAUGCCUCAGCACGCCACCGUCCCCUUUUUCAUUCAUCCCACGGCCCUCUUUCUGGACUGGAUCCGGUGGAAUAUGAACCGGCUCUGUCUGGGGUUUGAGCUCGUGUACACGCUGCAGUCUCACACGGUGGUGCACUGGGAGCAUACUCGGGUGAUGAUGAUGUUUCUCCGUGCAUUGACGUACACCUAUGGGGGCCAGGGCCAUCAUCUCCGACACAGCAAUGGUCUGUGGCUGGACUGCCGGGUUGACCCUGGCGCGGGUAAUGGCGAGCGGGUGGUGGAGGGCAUGGGUGUGGGGGAGACGUUGGACCGGUAUGGGUAUGGAUGGUUCCUGGACAAGGUGGACUGGGCCAGCAUGGUCUUCCGGGUGGCACACCGGAGCCACAUGGCAUUCAACACGCCGACGCUGCUGUCCGCCUACUCCCGACGGUAUCAGCCCCUUGUGCGGGCGCAGCGCGACUACAUCUUCGUGCACGACAUCUUUUCGCAGAUGCAGGCGUGGCGGGAUGGGCCUCCCGCCCGGACGGCGGUGUUGUUGGAUCUGCUGGUGGAUGUCUGUCUCCGGGCCUUCUGGAAAGAUGUGUUUCGUGCGCUGCAGGCCUCCAAGCCCCAGCAGCCCAUCAAGAAGCAAGCCCUGGCAGACGCCCUGGCAGGUGCGGUGCCACUGACCAUUGUGGGUUUCCGGCGAGUUUUCCAGCGCGCCCCAGUGGAAACCGAGUUCCAGUACGUGCGCGGAUCGAAUGCCAAGGUGGGCCAUGUGCAGGUGCUCUUCAGUUGGCUCUGGGGCUGGGCUGGGGAUGGCAACCACGGGGGGGAUUGGCGGCGGAAGGGCUGGGAGCAGAAGCUGUACCGACUCCUCUUCCGGCAGUGUUUUGAAGUGAUCACGCAGGUCUUUGGGCUGGGGCAGGCUCGGGCGUGGCGGGCGACGCUCCAGUAUCGGUUUGUGCGGACGCACUGGGUGUUACCGUAUCCAAACAACCAACGCUUCUGGAGUCGUGGCACCGGACUCCAUGGAACUGGGCGGCGACGGCUGCUCACUUGGGUCAGUGUCCAUCCGGACGUGGAACGGUAUCACCGGGAGGACCCAUUGCGGGAGCGGACCGUCCCAUUAGCGGCAAUCAACCAGUUGCCCAUCCGCGGGUGGCAACGUGGUGCUCAACCGAUGGACCUCAGCGUCGAGCUUCCCACGAUUCCCAGUGACCUUGAAGUGCUGGUGGCCGCUGUCACUCGUCCCAGUCCGUCCACGCGUGCCGCUGGGUCGUCCCCACCGCCCCCCUCCGCUCAGGGCUUGCCUCUGCCUGUGAUCCGGGUUACGGCGGGACCGAUGCAGCAGCAUCUGCUUUCGUAUCACCAGGAUGAGUCCCGAGUGACGCGACUGGGCCAGCAGCAGGCGCAGCAGGAGCAGUUGGCCACGGAGCAGCUGUUGGAGCAGCUGCCUCGUGUCAGUGAGGCCUUCUGGAAGCGGGUGCAGGAAGAAUACCAGUCCAUUGCGCUCUAUCGGCGUCCUCACGUGGAACCAGCACGACCUGCGGCCACCCCUUUCCGGCAGCGGACAGUGAACCGGGGCCGUCAAUGGCUGUAUGACAUUGACCAGUGGACCAAGAAGCAUGUGCAGAAGUACCAUCAGUAUGCGCGGGCGCUCCAGGAAGCGGAGCAGCGGACGUAUGGGAUUGGACCAGGGAUGACUGCGGGAGAGUUUGAGCGGCAGCGGCAGGCGGAUGUCAGGAAAGCUCGCACUCGGCAGCAAGAUAUCCUCCGGGCGAUGGGGGAGGUUGCCAAGUGUAUUGGAACAAUAUAUAGCGACGUGGAAGAAACGGCGGCCGAUGCUGGGGCAUCUGUUGGAGGAUGCACCACAUAG